AUGAGGAAACGGUACAUCUUUAUCCUGAAGAAGUCGGUGGUUGCGCUUCAGGACUGGCUGCCUGUUACAAAGUGGUGGUGUAGCUGGGGAAUCACUGAGUUCAUGCGCUGCACUGCAAUGGUGGGACAAAUCACCCUCAAGUCAGUGCUGACUGUUGCUUGUGAACAGACUGAAGUACUGCUUUUUGACCCAAUAUCUUCAAAGCACAUCAAAACUCUCUCUGAAGCUCAUGAAGACUGUGUAAAUAAUAUCAGGUUUCUAGAUAAUCGACUGUUUGCGACUUGUUCUGAUGACACUACAAUAGCACUUUGGGAUUUGAGAAAGCUGAACACAAAAGUGUGCACUUUACAUGGUCACACCAGCUGGGUUAAGAACAUCGAGUAUGAUACCAAUACGAGAUUACUAGUCACAUCAGGGUUUGAUGGAAAUGUGAUCAUCUGGGAUACAAACAGGUGCACAGAAGAUGGAUGUCCCCACAAGAAGUUUUUUCACACCCGUUUUCUUAUGCGAAUGAGGCUGACGCCGGACUGUUCCAAAAUGUUGAUCUCAACCUCCUCUGGAUAUCUUCUGAUUUUGCAUGACCUUGACCUAAACAAAUCUUUAGAGGUUGGCAGCUACCCAAUUUUAAGAGCUAGGAGGACUACAUCAAGUUCAGACAUAACAUCAUCAGGUUCAUCUGGUCCUCGAACUAUUGGUUCACCAUGUCACCAGAAUGAUUCAGGUCCACUGUCUGAGAAACACAUGUCACGGUCCUCCCAGCGAGAAGGUGGAUCACCUAGAAAUAGUUUGGAAGUCUUAACACCAGAGGUUCCUGGAGAAAGAGAUCGAGGCAAUUGCAUUACAUCACUACAGCUACAUCCAAAAGGGUGGGCUACGCUUCUUCGGUGCUCAAGUAAUACAGAUGACCAGGAGUGGACUUGUGUCUAUGAAUUCCAGGAAGGAGCCCCUGUGCGCCCCAUCUCGCCUCGUUGUUCCCUGCGAUUGACUCAUUGCAUUGAAGAAGCCAAUGUGGGCCGGGGUUACAUCAAAGAACUUUGUUUCAGUCCUGAUGGCCGGAUGAUUUCAUCCCCGCAUGCCUUUGGGAUCCGCUUGUUGGGGUUUGAUGCACACUGCAGUGAACUUGUCGACUGUUUGCCCAAAGAAGCCAGUCCUCUGAAAGAAAUCCGUUCCCUCUACUCUCACAAUGACGUGGUACUGACAACCAAGUUUUCUCCAACACACUGUCAGAUUGCCUCGGGGUGCCUUAGCGGACGUGUUUCUCUGUAUCAGCCAAAGUUCUAG
This is a messenger RNA of Fulmarus glacialis (Northern fulmar), 1281 nucleotides long. It is a transcript of the gene DCAF10, whose product is annotated as DDB1 and CUL4 associated factor 10. Gene Ontology annotation, molecular function: protein binding. Bases 1 to 1281 code for a protein of 426 amino acids. Gene Ontology annotation, cellular component: Cul4-RING E3 ubiquitin ligase complex. The record is from RefSeq and is a predicted model, not a curated record. The transcript is spliced from 8 exons. Lineage: Eukaryota; Metazoa; Chordata; Aves; Procellariiformes; Procellariidae.